GUCAGGUGGGCGUUUGUCAGUUUUCGUUCGCUCCGUUUUGCCCUUUCUUUUCGCGAGUGGAAAAUCGUGUGUGCAUUUUCGUCAUCAUGUCCACGAUAAAUUUGCCCCUGAAUUUGACCGUACGUGUCCAUCCGGUCGUCUUGUUCCAGAUUGUUGACGCCUACGAGCGCCGUAAUGCCGAUUCGCAACGAGUCAUCGGAACGCUCUUGGGUUCUGUUGAUAAAGGAGUCGUUGAAGUGACCAACUGCUUCUGCGUUCCCCACAAGGAACAUGCGGACCAGGUAGAAGCGGAACUUGGAUACGCAUCAGAUUUGUAUGAUUUGAACCGGCGCGUCAAUCCGUCGGAGAACAUCGUCGGAUGGUGGGCCACCGGCCAGGAAGUAACGAACCACAGUUCGGUUAUCCACGAGUACUACGCUCGCGAAUGCAACAAUCCGAUUCACUUGACGUUGGACACAUCGCUGACUGCGGCUCGUAUGGGUUUCAAGGCGUACGUUUGCGUCUCGCUGGGCGUUCCCGGUGGCAAAACCGGCUGCAUGUUUACGCCAAUCAACGUCGAAAUUGCAAGUUACGAGCCAGAGGUCGUCGGCUUGCAGCUGUGUUCGAAAACGAUCGGUGUGCAGCCGAAUCCAGCGCGACCGCGUACCGUGUCGCCCAUGUUGGACCUCGCCCAGAUCACCGAUGCUUCGGGCAAGCUGCAAACCCUUUUGGGAGAGGUGUUGACCUACGUCGAGGAUGUUUUGGCGGAGAAGCAGCAACCGGACAACUCCGUUGGGCGCGCCUUGCUGGAUCUGAUCCACUCUGUGCCGAACAUGACCUCGGAUCAGUUUGCCCAGAUGUUCAACUCAAACGUGAAGGAUUUGUUGAUGGUGGUUACCCUUUCGCAGCUGAUUAAGACGCAAUUGCAGUUAAAUGAGAAAUUAACCAGCUUGACAUCGUUCAUCAACUAAUGAAUGAGAAGAAUUGUGUUUGAUAGUGCGAAAAACAUCUAAAAGACGAUAAACAAGUGUUAAACUAAUCGAUCAGGCGAGUGUCGAAUCAGAUAGCACCGUGGUUUUGAAAAUCCGUGAUUUUGGUUGUACGUAAUUGCCAUCGGUGGAGUAUUCAAUUUGUCAGAGCAUCGAUUACAAUACAGACAUCCGCCAAAAUA
Molecule: messenger RNA, 1150 nt
Organism: Armigeres subalbatus
Lineage: Eukaryota; Metazoa; Arthropoda; Insecta; Diptera; Culicidae
Gene: eIF3f1
Product: eukaryotic translation initiation factor 3 subunit F
Exons: 3
Coding region: 87-950 (287 amino acids)
Biological process (GO): translational initiation
Cellular component (GO): eukaryotic translation initiation factor 3 complex, eIF3m
Molecular function (GO): translation initiation factor activity; translation initiation factor binding; metallopeptidase activity
Source: RefSeq, a predicted model, not a curated record